CUAAGAACUAUCAUUUCCUAUUCCCCACUCCUUCAACUAAAUAUCUACACUAGGCAAGAACUUUUGUACUAUUAGAUAUUCAUAAUCAAGACAAAAAAGAAAGGAAAAAACCAAUGUUGGCGAUAUUUCACAAGGCAUUUGCGCAUCCACCAGACGAGCUACAUAGCCCUUCGUCUAAAAGAUGUUUGCUACCUGAAGAAACUCUUGAAAAAUUCGUCUCAUCUCACCCCUCAAAUACCUCUUCUGUAAGCUUUGGAAAUGCUGCUGCUCUUGCCUUUGUUCGUCCUCACUGCACUUCCUUGCUUCAUCAAACACAAAGGUUGUUUUGUGGGUAUGAAGAUAUAUACUGCUUGUUUUUGGGGAGCUUGAACAACUUAUGCGCACAACUAAAACAAUAUGGGCUAUCAAAAGGUACAAAUGAAGCCAUGCUAGUAAUAGAAGCCUACAGAACAUUGAGGGACAGAGGACCUUAUCCAGCUGACCAAGUUAUUAAGGAUUUUGAUGGGAGCUAUGCCUUUGUAAUCUACGACAGUAAGACUGGAACUGUAUUUGUUGCCUUGGGUUCAGAUGGUGGAGUGAAGCUGUUUUGGGGUAUUGCUGCUGAUGGAUCUGUGGUGAUUUCUGAUGAUUUGGAGGUUAUUAAAGCUGGAUGUGCCAAGUCAUUUGCACCCUUUCCCACAGGUUGUAUGUUUCAUAGUGAGAAAGGGCUAAUGAAUUUUGAGCAUCCAAUGAACAAGAUGAGGGCAAUGCCAAGGAUAGAUAGUGAAGGGGCAAUGUGUGGAGCUAAUUUCAAAGUGGAUAUGUAUUCAAGGGUUAAUAGCAUUCCCAGAGUUGGAAGUGAAGCUAACUGGUCUGAUUGGAAUACCUCUUACUAAAAACCAUUUUGCAUUUCUCCAAAUGGACACCAUAUUUAAUUUGGUCAUCUUUUGAGCUGUCCUUUGUGUUUUUGGUUCCCUUUUUAGUGUCCUUUAGCUUGGUGUCUUCCUUUACUUUGUGUACCAAUGUAUAUAUCUCUUUUCCUGAAAAAUAAAUGAAAACAUCAACAAGGAUUCAGCUUUUGAAAAGUUUA
Messenger RNA from Nicotiana attenuata, 1069 nucleotides. RefSeq names its product stem-specific protein TSJT1. The transcript has 4 exons. The record is from RefSeq and is a predicted model, not a curated record. The coding region runs from base 114 to 875 and encodes 253 amino acids. Lineage: Eukaryota; Viridiplantae; Streptophyta; Magnoliopsida; Solanales; Solanaceae.